CUCUCCAUUGUCAUGUACCGGAGCCGGGGCUGAGCAGCCGCCGCUUCUCAGUCGGGAGAGAGACAACGCCCCUCUGUGCCCAGCCGGGGAGACUUUCUCCGGUGACUGGAACCAGCCCCAGGUUCUGCCGACACCAGCCCCUGAGCCACAGACGCCAGGCUGAAGAACCACAUCCGGUCUAUUCCAGACUGCACUACCCUCCCGGGGCAUGGGGCAGGGACAUGGCUGGAGUAGAGUUGGCUCAGGAGCCGGUGACCUUCGAGGAGGUGGCUGUGUAUUUCACCAAGGAGCAGUGGGCUCUGCUGGUCCCAGGUCAGAGAGCCCUCUACAGGGACGUCAUGCAGGAGAAUUAUGAGGCUGUGGCCUCACUGGGGUUUCCCGUUCCCAAAUCCCUUGUGAUCUCCCAGCUGGAAGGAGGGGAGGAGCCGUGGGUCCCAGAUCCCCAGCGCUCUGAGGACAGGGAGGUCCCAAGAUGCAGCCACAGAGAGGCACUGACUCGUGUCUGGAUUCUCUCGAUUGCAGCUGCCGAGGGGAUGGUGAGGGAGGAGGAGGAGAGGCCGCAGCAGGACACCCCUGAGCAGCUGCAGAGCCCUGGUCAGGGAGCAGCCUGUGUGACUGAGAGCGGUUCAGGAAGGCAGCAGAGAAACUCGCCCUCGGAGUCGGAGUGUGAGCGAGGCACUGGGCCGCACCCCGUCCGGGGCCCAUCCCCUCCCUGUGGUGGAGCCGUGGAGAGUCAGGGCCAGGCCAGGGAGCGGCCCAACAUAUGCAGAGAGUGCGGGAAAGGCUUCCGGCGCGGCUCAGACCUCACUAAGCACCGCCGGUCCCACGGCGACCGUCCCCACCAGUGCCCCGAGUGCGGGAAAGGCUUCCCUGUCCGCUCGGCCCUGGCCACCCACCGGCGCAUCCACACGGGGGAGCGCCCCUAUGCCUGCGAUGCCUGUGGGAAGCGCUUCGGACAGAGCUCCCACCUCAUGCAGCACCUGCGCUCCCACACAGGGGAGAAGCCCCACCGGUGCCCCGAGUGUGGGAAGAGCUUCCGGGAGGGCUCCACGCUGGCCCGGCACCGCCGCACCCACCGCCAGGAGAAGCCCCACACCUGCCCCCACUGCGGGAAGGGUUUCCACGAGCGGUCCAACUUCGCCCGGCACCAGCGCACCCACGCCGGGGAGCUACUUCCUGCCCCAGAGGAGGAGGGGAAGUCCUUCAUCUGCCCCGAGUGCGGGAAGGGCUUUGGCCGCAACGCCUACCUGACCCUGCACCGGCGCGUGCACACAGGAGAGCGGCCCUAUGCCUGCGCCGACUGCGGGAAGAGCUUCAGCGCCAGCUCCAACCUGACCCGGCACCAGCGCGUCCACACGGGCGAGAGACCCUACCCCUGCGCCCGCUGUGGGAAACGCUUCUCCCAGAGCUCCACCCUCUUUGUGCACCUGCGCACCCACACCGGGGAGGCACCCUACCGCUGCGCUGCCUGCGGGAGGGGCUUCAGCCAGAACUCCACCCUCCUGACGCACCAGCGCACCCAUAGGGAUGGGAAACCCUGCCGCCAGCCCCCGGGAGCCUGUGCCAGGGACGGGCCCUACCUGGGCAAGUGCUGUGUCAGUGACCCGCUGCUCCAGAGGCACCAGAAGACGCACCUGUGAUGGGGGACCUGGCCCCACCCAGAGGCAUGGUAGAGCGCAGCCCUGAGGACUAGCCCAGGGUCAGUUUCUUGCUCUGCCACAAAUCACUUAGGCCCAGAUCGUCAAAGGUAUUUAGGCUCCUGACUCCUAUUGAUUUAAAUGGGCUUUAGGGCCAGAUUUUAAAGGUAUUUGGGUGCUUAAAGAUGCCUAAAAAUUCAGUUCCAAAAGGGAACCAAAAAAAGUAGAAAUUUCCCAUGCAACAAAAUUCCAUCAUGUUCUGGUUGUGACUUUAUAUGUUUAUACACCUCUACCCCGAUAUAACGCUGUCCUCGGGAGCCAAAAAAUCGUACUGCA
Terrapene triunguis (Three-toed box turtle) is the source of this 1973-nucleotide messenger RNA. Its product is annotated as zinc finger protein 250-like. Gene Ontology annotation, biological process: regulation of transcription by RNA polymerase II. Gene Ontology annotation, cellular component: nucleus. The record is from RefSeq and is a predicted model, not a curated record. The transcript has 5 exons. Gene Ontology annotation, molecular function: DNA-binding transcription factor activity, RNA polymerase II-specific; RNA polymerase II transcription regulatory region sequence-specific DNA binding. The coding region runs from base 222 to 1640 and encodes 472 amino acids. Lineage: Eukaryota; Metazoa; Chordata; Testudines; Emydidae.